Molecule: messenger RNA, 3063 nt
Organism: Melopsittacus undulatus (budgerigar)
Lineage: Eukaryota; Metazoa; Chordata; Aves; Psittaciformes; Psittaculidae
Gene: AP1AR
Product: adaptor related protein complex 1 associated regulatory protein
Exons: 10
Coding region: 84-1061 (325 amino acids)
Biological process (GO): regulation of Arp2/3 complex-mediated actin nucleation; negative regulation of substrate adhesion-dependent cell spreading; negative regulation of cell motility
Cellular component (GO): endosome
Molecular function (GO): AP-1 adaptor complex binding; kinesin binding
Source: RefSeq, a predicted model, not a curated record
GGGCAUGCGGCGUUCGCUGCUGCGCCGCGGCCGUGAGGCGGUGUGUGUGUGUGUCUGGUCCCUGCUCACCGCCCGUGUGUUGUAUGUGUGAUGGUGGGUCUGAACUGAGCGCGUUUGAGGGGAGCAGGAAGAACCAGUGCGGAGCUCAGCAUGAGAUGGGGAACUGCUGGGCGCAGUGGUGCUGCGGGCUGUUCUUCCGGAGGGACCCCAGCCGGCUCCAGCGCGGCCGAGGAUCCAAGUAUUUUAGAACCUGUUCAACAGGAGAACACUUCACUAUAGAGUUUGAGAACUUGGUGGAAAGUGAUGAGGGAGAAAGCCCAAGAAGCAGUCACAGACCUCUGACUGAGGAAGAAAUUGCUGACUUGAAAAACAGACAUUAUGACUUCAUUGCUGAGAAGCAGAGAGCUGUUGAUGUGAAGCUUCAGGCAGAGUUAGCCUUAGAAGAGGAGAAGUUAAGACUAGAAGAGGAGGCUUUAUAUGCUGCACAACGUGAAGCAGCCAGGGCAGCAAAGCAGAAAAAGCUUUUGGAGCAAUGUAGACAGCAAAGGAUAACCCAGAGAGCGCAUGCUAUUAAUAGUAGAGAAUAUCAGAGCUCGGUGGCAGAGGAAGACCUCGAUUCUUUCUUAAGAAAUACAAAAUUCCAAUAUGAAGCUUUUCGCAGUAGUAGACUUUCAUCUGAUGCUACAGUGCUUACACCCAAUACAGAGAGCAGUUGUGACUUAAUGACCAAAACCAAAUCAGUGAGUGGAAAUGAUGACAGCACUUCAUUAGAUUUAGAGUGGGAAGAUGAAGAAGGCAUGAACAGGAUGAUUCCAAUGAGAGAACGCUCCAAAACAGAAGAAGAUAUACUCCAGGCAGCACUGAAAUUCAAUAACAAGAAGAAAGGAAGUAAUCCAGCUUCAGCCUCUGAUGAUUCCAAUGGAUUAGAGUGGGAGAAUGACUUUGUUAGUGCUGAAAUGGAUGAUAAUGGCAAUUCCGAAUACGCUGGAUUUGUAAAUCCUGUGUUAGAGUUGUCUGUAUCAGAUGUAAGGACAUCUGUUUCUGAUCGUCAAGACAGGUAGUGAAACUGCAUGUCCCUUGUCCGUGACCAAACGCUGGGAAGUGGAAUAGAAUGUACAAACCCCAUUCACUGUUUUGAAUGUGGUUCCCUUUCUCUUCCUGAUUGAGUGGCAAGGAGUGGGAAUGACUUGCUAUCUGAAUUAAUUCAGAAUUAAGUGCAAUUUCAUCAUCUACCUUCUAAACUUUUAUGAAAACUGGGAUGAUUUUCUUGUGUAUAUUUCUGGAUACCUGGAUUUAAUAUAAUAUUGUCUGCACUAAUUUAAGCUUCAUAGCUCAGCAUAUCUAUAUUUUAACUAGCCUUUCCCCCCCACCCCAGAUGUUGUUUCUGCCAAGUUGUUUUUUUAAAGUCAUCAGUGGCCUAACAUCUAAGAAAUGGUCUUAUAUUAAUUUAAUGAAUACUUGAAUAUAGAAAAGGGAUUUUAAAAUUUUAUUUCCAACAUGUGCUUUUUGACUUGUUCUUUAACUAUUGAGAGAGUGUGCUUAGCCAGCUGCAAAACAAGUGGCCCCUGGGAUAAAUGUCAGGUUUUCCCCAUUCAGCUUACAGUCAUUCUAGCCUUGUGUUGUCCUCCUUCCCAUUUAUUUAUUUUUUUUAUUACUUUAAGCACAGUUAACCUCAAUAAACAUCAUAUAAAUCAUUGGGUUAGGUUAGGUCUUGUAUAGUAUGCCAGACUUAGUAAGUGUGUGCUAGGUAGACAAAUUACUAUAGAAGAAUCUUUAUGUAUCAAACAGGAAACUUCAACCCAUAUCGAGUGGAGAAGUAGGAGGACCAAAUUCUUGAUUUCCCCCUCUUUCCCCCACCCUGCCCCGAUCAGAUCAACAUCUGUUCCUACAUUGUCCUUAACAUUCUUUAGUGGUGGAAAAUUUACAAGUUGACUCAACAGGAAGGAUUGGUGAAAACCAACAUUUUCUGAACAAACUGAGGGAGGAACUGGAUGGGUAAUAGUGCUAUUACAGACUGAAGUUCAAUGAAGUGUUUGGUUAUUGCAGAUCUGGUGUAAUGUAUCCCCUGAUACUUUUGCAGGUUAUACUUUUAAGAAAAGCUCACUGAAGAAGGUACAAAAUGGUUGUAGAAGUCAGGCUUUCCCCAGAGUUUCAGUAAAGCCAUUCUACUGUUGUUUUGUGUGGCUGUCUUGUUUUCCCCUGCAAAAGAAAGGGGAUGGGUUUAACUUCACCUCUGUUGAGUAAAAACAGCACACUAACUAAUGUAUCUGCAUCACCAGAGAACUGAAUUUGUCAGUGACUGUGUCACUGUUUUAACCUGCAUGUGAUGUUAGGGUCGUUACAGGGUGGUCCUCUUCAUAAUAACUUGAACAAAACUACUGUACACUGGUAUGAAAUAUGUACAAAUAUCACCACUAAUGAAGAGAUGUUGAUAAUAUUCCCAUUUUUUUAAUUUAAAUUGUAGCUAUGUCACUGAAAACUAUUUUAAUGUCAUUAUCUACAUUUGCAAUGCCUGUAAUAAGCUUUAAAAAUUUGUAUGCAUCAACUGUCUAUUUUUUGUUUGGUGUAAGCUAAGUUUAACUUCUCCUGAAUGUUGAUUUGUAUAAGAGAUUCCUAUGGAACUGAAGGCAACUUUGUCAACAUGUAAAUAACCUGUUUUUUUUACCUACUCAAACUGUAACUUACCCUGCAGUGACAACUACUUCUGACCAGAGAACAUGAGCUUAUCUUGUGCUGAUGAUGCUUUGAGGAAAGAAACUGGCCAAUACUCCUUUGCUAGAAUGAACAAGUGCUUAGGAAAAAAUGAAGCUGAUUGCAGCUGAAGGCUUUCACUGUGAUGCAUACGUUCUGCCAUGGCAAACAGCAUUCUGCUUUUCAGGGUUCAGGGCACCAGCCACACUGAAUGAGUGUGGUUGAUCAAUCACUGAUUGAGGUUCUAGUCAGUAUUUGUGGAAACUGAAGAACUUGCAAGAUGAUACAAACGGCUCAUGUGAAACAGUUGAAUGGUCCUGCAAAAGGCAUAUCUGUACAAAUGCAAGUCAUUAAAAUUUCCAGUCAGUCUUA